Molecule: messenger RNA, 1719 nt
Organism: Aureococcus anophagefferens
Lineage: Eukaryota; Pelagophyceae; Pelagomonadales; Pelagomonadaceae
Exons: 3
Biological process (GO): cellular response to hypoxia
Molecular function (GO): ferrous iron binding; L-ascorbic acid binding; peptidyl-proline dioxygenase activity
Source: RefSeq, a predicted model, not a curated record
ACGACGCCCGGCUUCCGGCUCGUGGGCGACGCCGCCAUCUCCGCCGACGACCUGGGCUGGAGCUGCGCGCUCAUCGACGGCGUGCUCGAGUUCGAGACGCCGACGCUCGACGAGUGCGCGUGGCUGAGCCAGCGGUUGGCGGAGUGCGGAAAAGUCGACGCCGUCGAGCUCUUCGCGUCCAAGGCGCUGGGCGCCUGGGGCGAGUUCCGCGAGGGGGCGACGCCCUACGCCGACGACCGCUGGGACUUUGACGUCGACGCGCUGCGCCGCGACGGCUACGCGAUCCUGCGGGGCGCCGCGCCCGAGUGGCGCGCGGCGGCGGCCGGCGCCGCGGCCGCGGGCGCGGGCAACCUGACGGGCCAGGGCCACGACCUGCGCACGGACCGCGUCCACUGGGUCGACGGCUCCGCGGCGCCGGCCUUCGCGGGCGCCGUCGGGGCGCUCAAGUCCGUCGCCGCGUACCUCAACGGCCACUUCGUCGACGGGCCGGGCUUCCUAUGCCGGGGCCCCGCGCCGCCGGCGGCGCCGGCGACGGCCGACGCGCCCCUCACGGUCACGAGGCACGUCCAGCUGGCGACGUACCGGCCCGAGGUCGACGGCUCGGGCGGCUACACGCUCCACUCGGACAACGGGCCCGCGAGCCCGGGCAAGGCGAAGAAGAACGGGCGGCACGCGACGGCCAUAUUGUACCUCAACGAGCACUGGGACGCGGCCGACGGCGGCGCCCUCGAGCUCUACCCGGACUCCGUGGACGACGCGGCCGUGCAGCGAGUGCUGCUCGGGCAGGCGGGCCGCGCGUGGACGCCCGCGGACGAGCGGAAUCUGGAAGCCGCGCUCGCCGGCCACCGCCGCGUCGACGUCUGGCCCGAGGCGGGCACGGUCGUCGUCUUCGACUCGCGCCUCGUCCACACCGUGCGGCCCGCGAAGCGCGACCGCCGCGCGCUCACGCUCUGGAUGUCCAAGCCCGCGGACGGCGACAUGCUCCCCGUGGACCGCGGCGAGGUCUACAACGACUUCGCGGGCAGCGCGGGCGCCAUGGACGACUACGUGAAAGACUGGGCGCGGGCCGGGUCCGUGGGGCGCUGCGGGUCGGACCACUGCGACUGGAUGAAGGCCUUCGGCGCCAUCGACGUGGGCUGCACCUUCGACGUCGGGCGCAUCGGCCUCAACGUCAAGGACGCGGCGCGCGGCGGCCGCGGCCCCGAGCUCGUGUUCACGUUCGGCGACGGCGCGACGUUCGCCGCGGGCAACCGCGACCGGCGGGCCCACGACCGCUUCCUGCGCCGCCCCGCGGUCUGCGAGUACGCGCCCGGCGCCGCGACGAAGCCGCAACGCGGCGGCCCCGCGCUCCUCAUGGCCCACGGCCAGUACCUCGCGUCCAUGUACGUGACCUGCGACUCCAUCGCCGACAAGUGCCCGGACUUUGGCUUCGGCACGACGAACUGCGACCGCUUCGGCGCAAAGCCGCGCCUCGCCGACAAGAUCGCGCACCACACGAUCAAAGAAGGCGACCCGGACGGCCUCCGCGAAUUCCACUACCGGUCGUCGAGCGGGCACGACGUGACGUUCGAGGUCGAGAACGCCAUCUUCUUGGAGGGGACGGGCCACAGCCUGACGCACACGCAUUUGGAGCACGUCACGAACGAGCGCUACCUCGAGGCGCUCGGCAUCCUCGGCCGCGACACGCGGCGGCACCCCUGGAACGCGUCGGGCUACUAA